Larimichthys crocea (large yellow croaker) is the source of this 4064-nucleotide messenger RNA. It is a transcript of the gene sema3c, whose product is annotated as sema domain, immunoglobulin domain (Ig), short basic domain, secreted, (semaphorin) 3C. Gene Ontology annotation, molecular function: semaphorin receptor binding; chemorepellent activity. Gene Ontology annotation, cellular component: plasma membrane. Bases 270 to 2564 code for a protein of 764 amino acids. Gene Ontology annotation, biological process: axon guidance; positive regulation of cell migration; neural crest cell migration. The record is from RefSeq and is a predicted model, not a curated record. The transcript is spliced from 18 exons. Lineage: Eukaryota; Metazoa; Chordata; Actinopteri; Sciaenidae.
CUUUUUCGCUCUCCUCCCUCUCGCCUCUCCUCUCUCCUGUGCUCUCUCAGUCAAGCCUGCUCUGUGAGCACUUAGAUGGAAUAGCAGCAUUUUUUACUCUAUGGUGUCACUGAAGGAAACUGCAAACAAGGUGUUUUUUUUAAAAGGGGGUUUAAGAAGAUCCAGAUCUGGUUUUGCUACCUUUUUUUUUUACUCAAGUCGGACCAGCACUGGAGGGAAGCUCCUGAGAGGACAGCGGUGACUGGUCGGGGUUCCUGAGCGGUGCAGUCAUGGGCAGGCCGGAGGGGUUGGCCAGGCCACCUCUGGUGUCCGCUAUGGCGCUCUCCCUCCUGGCUCUCUCUCUCCUCUCCAGCGUGGUCUCCAGCCUGCAACAACCCCUGCCGAGAGUCUUCCUUUCCUUUGAGGACCUGCAGGCCUCCCAGUCCUUUGAGCAUUACAGUAUAUCAGACAAAGCGAUGGACUACAGGAUCCUGCAGAUGGACGAAGACCAGGACAGGAUGUAUGUGGGCUGCAAAGACCAUGUCCUCUCUAUGGACAUCAACAACAUCACACAUGGCACGCUUAAGGUGUUUUGGCCUGCGUCUAUAAGCAAGAUAGAGGAAUGCCAAAUGGCGGGAAAGGAUCCUACGCACGGCUGUGGGAACUUCAUCCGGGUGGUGCAGCCUUACAACAGGACUCAUCUGUUCAUGUGUGGCAGCGGAGCUUACAGUCCCGUCUGUGUGUACAUCAAUAGGGGCCGCAGACCAGAGGAACAAGUUUUUCACAUUGACUCGAGGUCCGAAUCUGGAAAAGGGAGGUGUUCCUUCAACCCUCAAGUGAAUACAGUCUCCGUCAUGCUCAACCAGGAGCUGUUCUCAGGCAUGUACAUUGACUUCAUGGGGACAGAUGCUGCCAUCUUCAGGAGCCUGACCAAGAGAAAUGCAGUGCGGACAGACCAGCACAACUCUAAGUGGCUAAGUGAGCCAAUCUUCAUUGACGCCCACCUGAUACCGGACGGAACCGACCCCAACGACUCCAAACUCUACUUUUUCUUCCGCGAGAGGCUGACAGAUAACAGUGGAAACACUAAAAAUAUCCACACCAUGGUGGCAAGAGUGUGUCCAAAUGACAUCGGAGGACAACGCAGUCUGGUGAACAAGUGGACCACUUUCCUCAAAGCCAGGAUGGUGUGUUCGGUUCUGGAGGAAGAUGGCACGGAAACUCACUUUGACGAACUGGAAAGUAUGUUUUUGCUGGAGACCGAUCAGCCCAAGGGCCUGUUGGUGUUUGGCGUCUUCACAUCCACAAGCUCCGUGUUUAAAGGAUCAGCAGUGUGUGUGUACAACAUGGCCGACAUCCUCACCGUCUUCAACGGGCCCUUCGCUCACAGAGAGGGUCCCAACUUUCAGUGGGUGGCCUUCCAAGGACGCAUCCCUUAUCCAAGGCCGGGAACUUGUCCCGGUGGAGCAUUCACACCAGACAUCCAGACAACAAAAGAGUUCCCGGAUGACGUGGUGACCUUCGUACGGAACCAUCCAGUCAUGUUCAACCCCAUCUACCCAGUGGGAAGGAGACCUCUAGUGGUCCGGACCAACGCUGACUACAAAUACACAUCAGUGGCAGUGGACCAGGUCAUGGCUGCAGAUGGCAACUACCAGGUGCUCUUCCUGGGCACAGACAAAGGUACGGUUCAGAAGGUGAUUGUGCUUCCAAGUAACCAUUCCCUGCACGAAGAUCUGAUCCUGGAGGAGCUGGAAGUGUUUAAGAAUCAAGCUCCUGUUACAAACCUGAGAAUAUCCUCCAAAAAACAACAGCUGUACGUCAGCUCCGAGUUCGGGGUCUCUCAGGUCUCCCUGCACCGUUGUCACGCUUACGGCUCGGCUUGCGCCGACUGCUGCCUCGCCAGAGACCCCUACUGCGCGUGGGACGGACUCAGCUGCUCCCGCUUCUAUCCCACCGGCAAAAGGAGAAGCAGACGGCAGGACGUUAUGCAUGGGAAUCCACUCACUCAGUGCAGGGGAUUCAACUUAAAAGCCUAUAGAAACGCAGUGGAGAUGACGCAGUAUGGCGUGAAAAACAACACCACCUUCCUGGAGUGUCUUCCGAAGGCUCCACAGGCCUCUAUCCGCUGGCUUAUUCAGAGGGACAAUGACAGGAGGAAAGAGGUGAAGCUGAGCGACCGUGUCCUCUCCACGGAGCACGGCCUCCUCAUCCGCUCCGUCCAGCUGUCCGACCAGGGCCUUUACUACUGCCUGACCACCGAGAACGGCUUCAAACGCACCGUCGCCAAGAUCCGCCUGCGAGUGCUGAGCGAGGCCAUGGUGAGCGUGCUGACAGACAAACAGCAGUCGCCGUGGGCGUGGGCCAGCUCGUUGCACCCUAAAGUCCUAUUGGCAGCGUUCAGUCCAGCAGAGAGCCUGGCAGUACAACAGUACUGCAAAGAAAGGAAGGCGCUCCAAAACCUCCAGCAGAGGCAGCAGCAACCACAACCGCCCGGACCUCUAAGGGGGGACCUGGCCAAACUGAAGCCCCUGCUGGACCGGAGGAAGAGCCGCAACCGUCGCAAUCACGUCCCUGAGGUCUGACACAGGAGGCAGAGACUGACACAUCCACGCCUUCCUCUGUUUCUAUACCCAGAUCCACAUUUUCCAACUCUCAUCUCAAACUGCAGAGCUGCACCAUGGACGCUCAGUAAAACGAGGAGGUGGGUGCGGGGAGUUGUUUAUUCGGCAGUAUCUCUAUUUCUUGCAUGAGGCACUGUGACCAGAUGGCUGUGACAUACACUAACGCACACUCACAGGCACCCACCAGCCGUUCAUCACAAACUGAAGUGGCCCUGUUAUGAGUGCCCACGAAACAAAAAACAGCGGUCUGAGUCUGAUAUUGCUUAUGAUAAACGCAGCUAUGAUCUUAUCGUACGUUAGAUAUUAGAGGGGGUAACGGUUGGAUUUUAGCACACACACAAAAAAAAGGUCAUUUGAAAUCAUGAUAUUAAAAAUCGAGGAGACAAAAGGGAGACAGAUGCAUGUUUGACAACGGGUGCCCUCUCAAAGUGUUAUACUAGUGUCUUAGUAGAUUCUACUCACAUUUAUAUGUUUACUUUAAACUAACAAAAAUGUCUCUGUUCAGUGAAAAACACUUUUCUCGUCACGGGUUGACAGCCUCACAUGCUGUCUAUAAUAACUCAUACAAAGCGCAGAUGGUAAGAUUUCCCUAUUAAAAAAGUGUUAGAUUCCAGCGCUGUAAGUUACAAACGUGUUAGUUCAAAGGCCAAACAAACAGAAAUAGUAAUAAAAUACUGAGUAGAAUAAGUCUGUGUGAGCUGUUGCAAAUAUCUUCCAUGAUCUCUCCUCAUAUUUAUUCCCAUUAGUCAGACAGUACAUGCUAAACUCAGCUGUGUCAUACAUCUGUUGUUUCUAGCACAGAAGCAUGUUCGUAGAUAUUCAUAACUAACUUAGAGAUCUCUUUAAUGGUUGGUUAGAUUUGAGUAACCAAACUCUAGCAGAUGUGCACAUUUUAGUUUGUGUAAAAACCUAAAAAUAUGGAGUUUACAUCAAGGAGAUGCUGAAACAAUGACAAUAUCCUUCUUUGGAUCCACGUUUUCCACAUCGUCUACAGCGGAAGUGGACAUAUUUUUAAGUCAUUAAUUAUCUGUGAGAUAGACCUUUUGACAUUAUGUGAAUAGACUUGUUUUUUUGCAGCAGCAGCAUGGUUAAUGUAGAUAGAGAUUAUUUGUUGUUUGUGUACAGAGUAUUUUUUUUGUCUGUUUCAUCCUUUUUAAUUUAAUGUUGUGCCAGGUUUUGUUAAAAAAAAAAAACGUGUUUUUUCAUUGUGUAUAUAAUUUCAGCAUAUUUCACCACCUAUGACUGUAUCUGCAAAUUGCGGAGACAUACAGGAUUAUUUUUAUUUGAGAAAAAAAAAGACUUUCUAGCUGUACUUCUUCCCUCAUCUGCUCCACGUUUUAAUAAAACUGUGUGACCGGCAUCAUGUCAGCUUCACGUCACUCGGUGUAAUUUCAGUGUUUAUGAAACGUGUAUUUCUAUUUAUUAAUGUCAUGAUAGCCCGAAUAAAUCUGUUCAGAUGAA